Molecule: messenger RNA, 1498 nt
Organism: Brassica napus (rape)
Lineage: Eukaryota; Viridiplantae; Streptophyta; Magnoliopsida; Brassicales; Brassicaceae
Product: fasciclin-like arabinogalactan protein 3
Exons: 1
Coding region: 103-945 (280 amino acids)
Cellular component (GO): plasma membrane
Source: RefSeq, a predicted model, not a curated record
GUGUGUAUAUAUACCAAUCAAACAUUUUAUUGCAAACUCAGGCUUUGAGAUCUGGAUUCUACUAUUGAAAAUAAGGGUGAGAAAUAAAUAAACACCCAGAAGAUGGAUCUCAAGGCUUCGUCUUCUCUCCUCUGUCUCGCCAUCUUAUUCGGUGUUUCUUCCAUUGUAUCAGCCGUUAACAUAACCCGAGCACUCGAGAAAUACCCUGAAUUCAGCACCAUGGUUGAGCUUUUCGGCAAGACCGAGCUCACCCCUAUUAUCAACAAACGUCAGACAAUCACCGUGCUAGCUCUCAGCAACGAUGCUAUCGGUUCCAUCUCUGGUAGACCUGAGGAGGAGCUCAAGAACGUUCUUAUGAAUCAUGUAGUUCUUGACUACUUUGAUGAGCUCAAGCUCAAGGCUCUAAAGGACAGGAGCACAUUGCUCACUACCCUUUACCAAUCUACCGGUUUGGGCCAGCAGCAAAACGGUUUCCUCAACUGCACCAAAACUAACGGAAAGAUUUACUUUGGGUCUGGUGUGAAAGGCGCUCCUCAAACCGCUGAAUACAUCACUACCGUGUUCCGCAACCCGUACAAUCUCUCUGUGAUCCAAAUCAGCAUGCCCAUUGUGGCUCCUGGACUCGGAUCUCCGGUUCAGGUUCCUCCACCACCACCCAUGACACCACCACCGUCUCCAUCUCCCAAGAAGGCUGCAGCCACUCCAGCUCCUGGACCAGCCGAGGAGGAGGAUUACGCAGAUUCUCCUCCUGGCGCAGCUCCAGAAACCGCACCUGCAUCAGCCCCAUCAGAAGAUGGUUCUCCUGCUCCGGCUCCAGGGAAUGCUGGUAAGAAGAAAAUGGCAGCAGCUGAUGAAGUUGAACCACCUACUUCUGCUUCUAGCACAGGUUUGAGUUUUGGUGCCGUUCUCGUUCUCGGGUUGGUGGCUAGUUUUGCUGGGUUCUAAAAUGGUUUAAGACAGAGCAGAGUCGAGGACAGUUAACUGAAUAUGGGAAUCGAACAUGGUGAUAUGAAGUGGAUCAAUACUUAACAAAUUCUACUCACAUUAAUAAACCUCAAAAUCAUUUAUCAUUAGGGAAUUAAAGUGUGAUGUUCAACAAUGUGAAAUUUUUACUGAGAUAUUGUAACCUAUGUGUGUUUAUCUUCAUUCAUCAAUUCAACGUGUUACAUUCGAACAAUAAAUUUUCAAACUAGCAAAAAAAAACAAAAUUCAAAUUAGCACUAUGGAAACGGUUCAAGGCAGCACCCUCCUGAAUCUUUACCAUAUGGAAUAGUCUGCAAUAUAUAUGUCUUUCAUUUCAAUCGGAACCUAACGACUUCAGAGCUAAACAUCCAGAAAUGUUUGGCAAUUUGGUUUUGUCCGAGGAACUAUUAAUAAAUAGAGUUAAUUCAGAUGAGAUAAGGAUUGCAAACUUCAACUCUUCCAUAUACAAUAUUCACCAAGAUAAUCUCCAACAAGGAUGAUUGAUGAUAUUGAUACAUACAAAUUGAAUACAGUG